This is a messenger RNA of Brassica oleracea var. oleracea, 293 nucleotides long. RefSeq names its product E3 ubiquitin-protein ligase RGLG2-like. The transcript is spliced from 2 exons. NCBI's taxonomy places the organism in Eukaryota, Viridiplantae, Streptophyta, Magnoliopsida, Brassicales, Brassicaceae. The annotation marks the transcript as partial. The record is from RefSeq and is a predicted model, not a curated record.
UCAUAUGCCGAUUGUUUUAGUAAGUGUUGGAGACGGGCCAUGGGCAGACAUGAGGAAGAUGGGUGACCUUAUCCCUAAGCGUGUCGAUCUUUCAGGUAUCAUCUCAUCUCCAAUUUCAGUUCCAUUUGUAUCCUUUUUUGAUCUUGAUCUGCUCUCUGCAAAGUUUCUGAAUUUCACAGAGAUCAUGAGAGAGGGACCAUCAGAGUUAGCCAAAGAAAGGGAAUUUUCUCUUACUGAUCUAAUUUGUGAUUCAGAUGAAGAAUGGAUCCGAGGAGGGGCAGAUGAGGAUGUAC